AAUACAUGCACAUGUACAUGUACAUGUACAUAAUCUCACAGCUGAGUACUAGUACUAGUCGUGACAGAUGAUAAUGUACAUGCACAUUGUAUGUAGCCACAGACAAAAGCAACAGAAACGACUUUGCUGAUGGCUGAAUGCACUGCCGGUGAGAUGCGUAGGCUAACGCGGGCGGUUUCCAAUUUGGGUACGGUAGGGGCAAUCAACAUCUUUGAUUUUUCUGUCGGCGGUAUCUUUGUUUCCCGACCUGAGAAGCCUGAGAAGUAUUAGGAAAUCCUGUUGGAAAACCUCAGAAUCCAUGAAUUCAAAAGAAAAGGCCCUAUGGCGUGUAAUUGACUGAUGGUAGAAGGACCAACAGAUCAUGCCACUAGAUUGACUGAUACUGUAGCAUAACGAUCAAUGAAUCACAUAGAUCUAAUCAACUGCAUCCAACAGAUGUGCACCAUGCAUACUGUACAUGUACAUGCUUGACAGACAUGAUGUAAAGAGCCAAGACUUGAAGUAUGUGAACAGACAUAAAUGGAGAUACAUGUUUAGAUCGAACACACUUAAUCAUCAAAGAUGCAGUACAGAGAUGCAAGACCAGUUCAAUUCAAGGUGAUUCUUUUGGGAGAAGCUGGAGUAGGCAAGACGUCAUUAUUCCAAAGAUUUCGCUCCCGACACAUUCCUUCAACACCAAAAUCUGCACUUAUGCUUGAUUGCUAUCAGUAUAGUAGACAGUUUGCAGUUGGUCCAGACAGCUGCCCAGUUCAGCUGGAUCUUUGGGAUACAGCUAACAUGGAAAGGGUACGGUCUUUAACAGAGAGUUACUUUCGGGAAACUGCUGCUACCCUUCUAGUGUAUGACAUAGCAGAUUCUGUGUCACUGAAAAGAAUCCCCUAUUGGCAACAGGAGUUGAGUUAUCACACACCUGACUCAACAACCAACAAAAUAUUUCUAAUAGGUAACAAAAGUGAUUUGGAGGCCUUACAAUAUGACUGUGAUCAUACAACAGUCUCCUAUGCCAAAGAGGUGAUUGGAAAACAGUGUAAAGAUGUCAUUUCUGUCUUCGAAGUAUCAGCAAAGGAGGAUUGUUGUGUGGAGAGAAUGUUUCAUGCUGUAGCUGAACAUCUCUGGCAAUGUCAUACAGCAGGAGCUAGAAAGGGAAGUAAGCGUUCAAAUCCAGCAUCGGAUGAAGACGAAAAAGCACAAGAUUCAAGCUUUCGACUGGAAGAUAAUCAAUUAGAUUCAAGUGGAACUAGUGGAAAAGGUUGUUGCUGAAAUGAAUUGCUGUAGAAAGACGUGAACAAUCCAUACUCUGGACUGUUAAAUGCAGCACCUACACCCUGUAGAAACCAUUUACAAUGUAGUUGUAAUGUAUAUCUAUUUUUAUGAUGCUGAAAUUUCUGAUUGUGUGUGGGAUAUUUUGGAAUUACAUGUACCUUAUUUUUUUAGAAUUUGUAGAAAACAACAUUUGAUGUUUCUUAAUAUAUUCGUCUGAUCAGAUUUGGAAUUCGGAAUGGAUACAAGAGAUUAAUUUGCAUUCCAAGUAAAAUGAGUGCAAACUUAGUUACAGUAACAUGUUGUCCACAUGUGAUGCCUGUUUUGGGAUCAAAAGGUCAAAUUACAUGUGGAGUUACCGUGUCAACAUUCCCACAGCACUUAAGUGAUUCUCAGUAGUCAACAUUUAACAAUAAUUGAGUGCUGUACAUGAUGUGGAAUGUUAUGUUUUAACCACUUGCUGCCAGAUGGUUUGAAAAAUGCAGGGUACGUAAUCGGGACUUUUUCAAGAUUUUCAG
Molecule: messenger RNA, 1778 nt
Organism: Acanthaster planci (crown-of-thorns starfish)
Lineage: Eukaryota; Metazoa; Echinodermata; Asteroidea; Valvatida; Acanthasteridae
Product: ras-related protein Rab-26-like
Molecular function (GO): GTPase activity; GTP binding
Source: RefSeq, a predicted model, not a curated record